CCAUGCUCCCCCAUCGAUGAUUCUCCACCUCUACAAAAGACAACAACAAACCGAAAUGUCGAGACUUGCGUCGGAGUGAUUCGGCUACCUUUGUUUUUGUGUGUUGGCCAGAGAAGAGGUGUUGAAUUGAUUUUGCGCUGCCUGGAAGUAGAAUCGCGCGGAUUUGGCGGCCCGUGUGUGUUGGUGUGGUCAAAACCGAAAUCAAAAUCGAAUAACGUGCAAUUAGGGGUCAGUAACCCAGCCAAACAAAAGUGAUAAGAGUGCAAUAGAGGGUCCUUUGGGAAAGGACUUCGGCAACAAAGGAAGGAAUCCGUGGAAGGACAAAUGUGAGCAGAUAAAAAGCGAGAGAUACAAAAACAUGUCCAACUUCAUUGCCAAAACACUACAGGAAUCUCUUUAAAUCUUCGGUGUGACCAAAAAAAUAAAUAAAUAAACAAAGAAAUACGCGAAUAAAUGAUCUAAGGAAUCGAAGGAAUCUCAAGAGAGGAAGAAAGAGAGCAGCCGCAAGGAGAGAAAGACGGAUAUGCCGCAGAGCUGAUCGAUUGACCGAGUUAACAAUUGCGCCGCGAGCUGGUUAAAUGGUUUACGAUGUCGUCGUCGGGCAAGCACAUCGAACAGUAUACGAAUCCAUCCUUCGAGCAGGAAGCCGACCCUCCGCCAGGGGGUGUGGCAUCUGCGGGAGCAGUCCCAGGCACAGGCACCGCCGGCAACGAUGCCGGCACGACACAUCGCAAAGGUCACAGGCGGCAGGAAUCGAUGUACCAGAUGACCGGCCUCUAUUCGGAGACGAACAGCGGCGACGACAGCAGCAUAGAUGCCGCCCUCGACCAGGAGCACCAUCAGCACCCGCACCAGCACCACCAGCCAUCCCACUUGGUCGGGGAUACGGUGGCGUCGUCGGCCCAGGCAGUGGGUGGGCCGGACAGUGUGAUGGUCAAGUGCCACAGUCGGCAGGCGUCGGCGGGCAAGUGUCCGGUGCCGGACCCGGAGGAGGACUUCGACGAGGAGCAGUUCCGCACGGGCGAUUGCGGAAUCCUCAACUGUAGACCGUAUGGAAUCCAGCGGUUCGCCCGCAUCAAGAUCUUCGUCCUGCUGCUCUCCCUGCUGGUGAUGAUGCAGCAGGCCCUCAGCUCCGGCUACAUCAACUCGGUGAUCACCACCAUCGAGAAACGCUUCGAGAUCCCCUCCAGCUACUCGGGCCUGAUAGCCUCCAGCUAUGAGAUCGGCAACGUGAUCACUGUGAUCUUCGUCAGUUACCUGGGCAGCCGGCGGCACAUACCCGUGUGGAUUGGCAUCGGGGCGGUGAUCAUGGGCAUCGGGUCGCUGGUGUUCAUGGUGCCGCACUUCACGGGCGAACCCAAUCCGGGCAUUGCGAUCAAGAACAAGAGUAGCGACAACAUCUGCAAGAGUGCUCUGGUGCGGGACCAGGACAUGGACCUGGGCCGCCUCUCCAGCGGCCUCUCCAACCAGCCGCUGGCCCCGCACACUCUGCGCGAGGACAACUGCCUGGAGGGCAAGGCCUCCACCACGGGCCCAGUGCUGCUCUUCGUCCUGGCCCAGCUGCUGCUCGGCUGCGGCGGCAGUCCACUGUUCACCCUGGGCACCACCUACGUGGACGACCACGUGCGCACAGAGAGCUCCUCGAUGUACAUCGGUUUCAUGUACAGCAUGGGUGCCUUCGGGCCCGUCGUGGGAUUCCUGCUGGGCGCCUACCUGCUCUCCUUCCACAUGGACUCCCUGUCGUCCACCAUUAUAUCCAUCACUCCUGGGGACAGGCGGUGGGUGGGAAUGUGGUGGGGCGGCUUCCUGCUCUGCGGCGUAGUCCUGCUGGUGGUGGCCGUGCCUUUCUUCUCCUUUCCCAAGGUGCUGGCCGGCGAGAAAAAGAAGAUCCGCAAGAGCAGUGUGGUGCAGCCGGCGCUGCCCAACAACUCCGGAGCCACGGUGGCCACCGACGAAAUGGGAAAGGUCAAGAAGGUGGAGAUCGUGGCGGUGACCAGCAAGGAGGACCAAUCGCAGCCGCCGCCCAAGGUGGACACGGGCUACGGGAAGGACAUAAAGGACAUACCGCAGUCGAUGCUCCGGCUGGUCAAGAACCCCGUCUACAUCGUCACCUGCCUGGGAGCCUGCAUGGAGCUGAUGAUAGUCUCCGGGUUUGUGGUAUUCUUGCCCAAGUACCUGGAGACGCAGUUCAGCCUGGGGAAGAGCCAGGCCAACAUAUUCACGGGAUCUAUUGCGGUGCCGGGCGCCUGCAUCGGCAUCUUCCUCGGCGGCUGCAUCCUGAAGCGGUUCCAGCUGAAGCCCAAGGGCGCGGUGCAGUUCGUGCUGAUCACCAACGUCAUCUGCCUGGCCUGCUACGCCAUGCUGUUCUUCCUGGGCUGCGACAACCUGAAGAUGGCCGGCACCACCAUUCCCUACUACACCAGCAACAAGCCCGGCGCGACCAUAGAGCCCUUCCAGGUCAACCUAACGGCGGCCUGUAACUUCGGAUGCGAGUGCCUCACCAGCGAGGUGGAGCCGGUGUGCGGCAACAACGGCCUCACCUACUUCAGUCCCUGCCACGCCGGCUGCACGGCCUUCUCCUCCAGCUCAAACUAUACCAACUGUGCAUGUGUUCACGCCAACAUCUCGAGCAGCCUAUACCGGGGCGCUGGCGGCAGCCAGGCCCAGGCGCUCAGUGCCAACGAGGACUUUGCCGAGGUGACAGUGGUGCCUGUGGCCACUGCCGGACCUUGUGCGACGCCCUGCCGCACCAUCUACCCCUUCCUCAUCCUGCUGUUCUUCAUGACGUUCGUGGUGGCCUCCACCCAGAUGCCACUCCUGAUGAUUGUGCUGCGAUCGGUGUCGGAGGAGGAGCGCUCCUUUGCCUUGGGCAUGCAGUUUGUCAUUUUCCGCCUCUUCGGCUACAUACCUGCCCCCAUACUCUUUGGCAACCUGAUCGACUCCACGUGUCUACUUUGGAAGUCGUCCUGCGGCGAGAAAGGCGGUCGCUGCCUCAUCUACGACAUUGAAAAGUUCCGAUACAAAUACGUGGGCCUCUGUGCUACUGUCAAGCUGAUUGCUCUGUUCAUUUUCAUUGUGGAUUGGUGGUUGGUGCGGAGGCGCAAGCAACUCGAAAAGAUGAAGCCUCUGAAUGCCAGCGACCCCAUCAUUGGCUCCAUCAUAAGUCUUGACAAAUUAUUCGAGGAGAAGCGAUCUGCUGCUGAACCACCAACGGCAUUCGUUGGAAGCGGAGGAGAGCUGAUUAUACCGACAGAGAUUCUCCGCCACUCUCGCAACGAUUCCCGCACAAUGCAAAUGGACUAUUGCUACGACAAAUGCGGCCAUGUGGUAACACCGACAAACACCUGCAACCAGCCGCAGACCAAAUCCAAGAAGCACUUCCGCAGCGCCUCGUGUGACGUGAAGAUGAUCAAGAGCUUCGCCCGGGAUCACGGAUCGGCGGGCGGACCGGCAGACGCGGCUGGCCAGGAGGCUGGUGCCAGCAACAAAUACAAGAAUCUCAAGAAAUUCCAGGCCCACACGCGCAACCACUCAACGGAUCUGCACGACCCCAGCCAGCCCAUUCGAUAUAUUCAGAACCAAUUGCGGCCGCAGGACUGUGCCGAGGAGGAUGACGAUGACGAGCUCACCACGGGCUGUGGCCAUUUCGUGAAGAAGCACUCGCGGAACCACAGCUACGACCAGAUCUACAUGCCAAACAACAUUCGAUUCGAUGCAGACUUCCUGCGUCACCCCCACGCUCACCACAACCCCAAGAAGAACGUGAAUGUUCUGAAGAAUGUGGUGUCGGAUUUGGGGAAGCUGAAAAACUCGAAUGAGAUGGAAUCUGGGGGAACUGGCUCUCGUGGUCAUUCGCGCAACAAUUCCAAGGACUUAAACACCAAAAUUCCCAGUGGAACGGCGUCAAACAGCAGCGCUGGACAACCAACCGCGGACGCCACUGCCACGGGUGCGGGUCUGAGUGUGCUACGCCAUCGUCGCACCAACUCGAAGGAUCUGAACUACCAGAUACUGCCGGAGACUGCCCCCGCCAGUUCUUUGGCAGCUCAUUCACAUGCGCAUCCGCAUCCGCAUCCCCAGCACACACGGAACUCGUCGCACCACAAGAUUCAGAUAGACGACGACCGAAACGAACUCAUCAACGACAAUGACGACGAGGAGGAGGAACGCUCCAACUGUGCUUAGUGUAAUGUCGAGUAGCUUUAAGCUAGGAUUUUCGGUUUGUGGCAGAGCAGCAUUCCUGGCGGCAAUCGCCUCUGUGUACGUGAAUGUGUCUGUGUUCCAUGCCCGUUGCCCGUAUCCCGUUGCCCGAUGAAGUGACUCCCACUCUCAGCUGCUCAUUGUACUUACGACCGAGUGUUCAAAUCUACCUUUUUGGUAGACCUCAUCAAAAAUAGAAGUUCUUUGAUAUAUGAAA
This is a messenger RNA of Drosophila ananassae, 4417 nucleotides long. It is a transcript of the gene Oatp30B, whose product is annotated as solute carrier organic anion transporter family member 5A1. Gene Ontology annotation, cellular component: membrane. Lineage: Eukaryota; Metazoa; Arthropoda; Insecta; Diptera; Drosophilidae. The transcript has 9 exons. The coding region runs from base 589 to 4185 and encodes 1198 amino acids. The record is from RefSeq and is a predicted model, not a curated record. Gene Ontology annotation, biological process: transmembrane transport; sodium-independent organic anion transport. Gene Ontology annotation, molecular function: protein binding.